CGAUAGACUUUAGUACAGUCGAAGUGACGCCGCGGCAUAUUAACGUGAAUUGAGCUUCAACAAAUUGUUGUUGCUCGCCGAGUAAUUGAAGAACAGAAAAGAAAAGAAAAAAAUAAAAUAGAGAACAACACUGCAUGCAAAAUUACUUCAAUAUUGAUUUGCCUAAUAUUAAUUGUGCUAGUGAAUGCAAGUUGUUUAGUUUCGCAAAAAAAUAAACCUAUACUAGAAUUAAUAGCUAUCGAGAACCGCACACACAACACACACACAUUCACAGCUGCAUAGACUAAAAUGAACAAUCAACUAAACCCAGCCACCUACCGCAAAUUUAAUAAUUUGCUAAGCAGCGGCGCCGUCAGCGUCAGCGGUCCUGGCCAGCCUCGCAUAUUGAAAACGACGCGUUUGGCGACACCUGGCGGCGGCAGCUCCAAUAUCAGCGCCGCCUCCCAGCAGCAACAGCAGCAGCAGAACAUCAUGGAUUCGGAUGGGUCAACACGCUGCUACAUCUGUGACGAGACACUGCUGGCGAAUCAGACGCAGACAUCGCUUACGGAGAUGUGCACCACUCACACAUCGACCAAGUUUCCGAACAAGCUCGCCCAGCUGGUGGGCGAGGGGUUCAUGGUCAUCGUUUGCACCGAGGAUUUCGUUUGUUCGCGCUGCACCAAUCUGGUCAACUACUACGAUCGGCUCGAGAACGAUGUGGAACGCGUCAAAUCCAAUUUGCUCAAUUUGCUGAACAAAAAGUAUGGCAUCAACGAGGACAGCGGCGGCAGCAGCAGCAAUGCCGAAUCCGCCAGUCCCCCGCUCAAGAUGCAAAAGAUGACCAGCGGCGCCGGCAAUCGAUCACUGGACGAAGGUGCUAGCGGGGAUUUGUUGCGCACACGCAAACUGGUGCAGCAGACAACGCCAGCCUCGCAGCAGAUGAAACUGGGUGGUGGUCAGGGCGGCACCGUUGGCGGCACACAGACACAGGUGCAGCGCAAGGCGACGAAAAUCUACAAGUGCACCUCGUGCGAUUACAAGACCUCGGACAUGCGUCUGUUCAACACGCACUACGAGACCUGCAAGCAGCAGACGUUCCAGUGCAAGACCUGCCGCAAGAUCUUCCCCCACUUUGGUGCAAUGAAGCAGCACAUGGUGCGGGAUCAUAAUACCGCGAUGGACAACACUUGUGCCAUGUGCCACAUUAAUUUCGUGAACGAGGCCAGUUUGCGCAAGCACAUGGAAACGAAUCAUGCCACAAAUGUGCUUGUGACCAGCACAACAACAAUUCCCGCUGCCGCAGCACCGGUUACAGCUGCUGCUGCUGCUGCUGCCGCCGCCGCUGCGGCUGGCGUCACUGAAUCGAUUAGUGUGUCCGGCACGGCACUAUAUACGUGCAAUCACUGUCAGUUCAAGUCGACGGACAAGAGCAUCUUUGAUGAGCACAUGCGUAAGCAUCUCACCGGCAAACCGAAACCCUUCAAGUGCCGCCUCUGCUCGCAGCGCUUCGAGACCCGGGAGGCGGCCACUGUGCACGCCAAGCAGCAUCAGCAUCAGGCCAACUAUUUCAAGUGCGGGCAGUGCGCCAUGAGUUUCCCCAAGCGUGAACUGCUUGUGAAGCAUGCCGAACUCCAUCAGACCGAAAAGAUGUCGUCGGCUGGCGGUGGCAGCCAGAAUUUGAACACACAGAAAUUGCUCCAGGAGACGAUUGAUGAGGCGCUCAGCGAUAGUGUGCCCGCUCAGGGUGCCACAGUUGUGGCUGCGGCUGCUGCCGCCGAGGCUGAGAAUAAUAUACGCUUCUUCUCGUGCAGCAUCUGCUCACUGACGUUCAUCCAGGAGACGUACUACAAUCACCACAUGGAUACGCAUAGGCGUGACAAGAAGGGCGUUACCGCUGGCGGCGGCAGUGGAGGAGGCACCACAGUCCUCAAUUCCGCUGCCACAGCGCUGCUCAGCGAUGAACCCAGCGACUCGGCCGGCGGCGGUGUCAAGGAGGAGACCAACGAGCAGAAUGCCGAGGCCGACAUUGAGAGUCUGUUCGAAAAACUGCAUUCGGAGAAGAGCGACGGCGAGAAGAACAAGAAUGAAAUGGUCAUCACCUCGCAGGAGGGCAACGGCGGCAUUACCUUCAACAUAACCAUACCACAAGUGGAUGCCACUGGCGGCGAGCAAUCCGAUAAGAAUUCGCCCAACUCACAGGCACCAGUCUCCGUCAGCAUUGACAUGCCGGUGCUCGAUCAGGCCGAGGAGGAGGAGUCCCAAUCGCAGGGCAGCAACAAUGACAACAACAAGGCAACUGACAAAUCAAAUGCGGCACCUGUUUCCAUGCCGAGCCUGGAUGAUGACAAUGAGGCUGCUGCGGCAGCAAGUGCAUCCGAUACAACAGAUGGCAACGCCGCCAGCAGCAAGGAGAAGGCCAAUGCCAAGGCGGAGCAAGCAGCAGCUGCCAAGGAGGCCAAGGCCAAGGAGGACGAGGCCGAGGGUGAGGUUGAGAGGCAUGAGGCCACAGACACGCCCACAGCCGAGCAGCAAGCGGCCGAAUCGGAGGCAGCCGCCAAUGAAGCUGCCGAGGCUGAAGCAGCAGCAGCUGCCGCCGGCGAGGCCGAGGCCGUCGAGGGGGCAGGCGGUGAACAACAGGUGGCCAUGGAACUGGACGAGGCAAUGCAGGCUCAAGUCGAUGGCGGCCAGAUCAAGUUCAUCGUCAAUGAGAACGGCCAUUUGCUCCAGCUGGAUAACCACAUCUUGACCGAUGCCGAUGGCAAUCAGAUUAUCGUGCAGGAUCCGGAGCAAAUACAGCAGCUGCUGCAGAGCGUCGGUGUGCUGCAAUCGGGCGAGGGACUCGAGGGCGAAACACUGCAGAUGAUGACCGACGGCAGUGGCCAAAUGGUGCUCGUCCAUGGCGAUAACAAUGAGCAGCAGCUGAUCGAUGCUUCGCUGCUUAAUUCCGAGGGUCAAAUCAUCAUACAGCAGGGCCAGGAUGGCGAGGAGGGCCCUCAUGUCAUCAGUGAGGAUGGCACCCGUAUACCCGUCUCCGUAUCUUACACCGAAGAUGGCCAGCCCAUCGUGCAGGUGCAGCAGCAGGUGCUGGAGGCGGCCCAACAGCAGGGUGCCGAGGAGAAGGAGGCGGCUGCUGCCGCCGCCGAGGAGGCAGCCGAACAGCAUGCGGCACAAACAACCGAAUCGGUGACAGUUACCACGGCAGCCACCUCGGCGACCACCAACACGUCCGCCAGCAGUAGUACCGGCGGCACCGCCGGCUUCUUUGCCCUGGAGGAAUUCGCCGAGACGAAAACGGACUAGGACUGGCUGUAGGCGCGGAGCCGUGCACACUACAAAAUACCAGCAUACGAUAAGGAAUGGUUUUAAUAGAUGGAUGUAGACCAAACAGUCGCUACUCAGGCCACUGAUUCUGAACUCUCGGCGCAACAUCAAGAAGACAUUUAACACCCACAAAAACACACACACAUCAUACACAACAUACGCAUUUGAUACACACACACACACACACACCUACACAUACACAUACACACACCACAUUUAUACACUUAGCUUAUGUAUUAACACUCCAGUUGACGAACAUAACAGUUUUGUAAUCGAGAUCGAUCCACUUUCACAAUUGCUGCCAAAGAUCAAAUUUUGGCCAUCAUCUGAAAUUGCAAUUGUUUUUGGCAGUGUAUUCAUUGCCUUCACUUGGCAAUGUUUUUAGGCUUAGUUUUAGCAUAAAUACAACAUAAAACAAAACAAGAGUAAACUUAAAAUGUAAAAAAAGGAAACCAAUUCAUAUAAAUAUAAACACUAAAUAAAAUCGACAACAAAUAAAACAAAAAUCAAAAUCAAUCUUCUAGUGUAACAUCCAUCCUAAAGAGACCCGAUUCGAAGCCAACCAGCGUCUGUAAUUGAAAUCAACCCCUAUUUCUGUACUGAGCCCAAUCUGUACUCAGUACUCAGUACUCGAAAUGUUAUACAAGAUAAUGAAUAGCUGAACACUCAUCCGCUUAUCCGUAUAGUACACACACAUACACACACUCACACACACACACAGAUGAUUUGAAUUAUAUUGUAUGGCAUAUGUAACGAUAUGCAAAUGUGUGUGAAAAACGAUAACAAAAAGAAGAAAAGAAACAAAAAAAGUAAACUUAAACAAA
Messenger RNA from Drosophila grimshawi, 4127 nucleotides. RefSeq names its product RE1-silencing transcription factor. Bases 289 to 3282 code for a protein of 997 amino acids. The transcript is spliced from 3 exons. NCBI's taxonomy places the organism in Eukaryota, Metazoa, Arthropoda, Insecta, Diptera, Drosophilidae. Gene Ontology annotation, molecular function: RNA polymerase II cis-regulatory region sequence-specific DNA binding; DNA-binding transcription factor activity. The record is from RefSeq and is a predicted model, not a curated record. Gene Ontology annotation, biological process: regulation of transcription by RNA polymerase II.